Messenger RNA from Plectropomus leopardus (leopard coralgrouper), 666 nucleotides. RefSeq names its product FEV transcription factor, ETS family member (gene fev). Gene Ontology annotation, molecular function: sequence-specific DNA binding; DNA-binding transcription factor activity, RNA polymerase II-specific. Gene Ontology annotation, cellular component: nucleus. Gene Ontology annotation, biological process: regulation of transcription by RNA polymerase II; cell differentiation. Lineage: Eukaryota; Metazoa; Chordata; Actinopteri; Perciformes; Serranidae. The record is from RefSeq and is a predicted model, not a curated record.
AUGAGACAGGACUGCGGAGGAAACCUCAUGUUCAACAUGUAUCUCUCAGAUCCAACAGAAAAUCUAUUGAAAGAAGGCAAAGGAACGUCUUGGGGUCCAAUAAACACAGGAGUACAAAAAGGCAGUGGCCAGAUUCAGCUGUGGCAGUUCCUGCUGGAGCUCCUGUCUGACAGCACCAACAUGUCGUGCAUCGCCUGGGAGGGAACCAACGGCGAGUUCAAGCUCAUCGACCCGGACGAGGUGGCUCGGCGAUGGGGGGAGCGCAAAAGCAAACCCAACAUGAACUACGACAAGCUGAGCCGGGCGCUGCGCUACUACUACGACAAAAACAUCAUGACCAAAGUCCACGGCAAACGGUACGCCUACAAGUUUGAUUUCCACGGCUUGGCGCAGGUGUGCCAGCCGUCCACCACGGAGCAGGCCAUCUACAAGUUUCAGGGCAACUUCUCCCCGAUUCCUUUCUCCGGGAUUUCCAAACUAAACCUCGUGGCUCCCGGCGUGGGGCCGUCGGGUUUCUCCUACUGGCCCGGGUCCCCACCGGCGGCUCUAUAUCACAGCCACAACCUCCAGCCGCCGGGGCCCUUUGGCACCGUGUCUCCGUCCCACAUCAGCUGUGUCAACAACAUCAACAGUCUGACUAACAUCAAUAAUCAUUAUAACUGACUC